Messenger RNA from Ceratosolen solmsi marchali, 955 nucleotides. Its product is annotated as transmembrane protease serine 6-like. NCBI's taxonomy places the organism in Eukaryota, Metazoa, Arthropoda, Insecta, Hymenoptera, Agaonidae. Gene Ontology annotation, molecular function: serine-type endopeptidase activity. The transcript is spliced from 7 exons. Gene Ontology annotation, biological process: proteolysis. Bases 98 to 940 code for a protein of 280 amino acids. The record is from RefSeq and is a predicted model, not a curated record.
UUUACGAUCAACAAACGCUUAGAAACGAAUUGGCUUGAUCGAGCACCGCAGUUCUAAUUCAGAAAAAUAAUCGCACGUUAAGUCGACCGCAAGCAAGAUGAUAUUACAGGCCCUCACCACAAUUGGCGUCCUACUGAUCAUAGACGUAACUAAUGGAAAUUAUCCGCGUGUAAAUAGUAAUUGUGACUGUGGACAUGCGAACGAAGGCAUUGCUAAUCGCAUAGUCGGUGGAAUUAUAUCCGUUCCGCAUGUCUUCCCAUGGAUUGUUGCUAUAUUGGACCAUGGUGCCCUGCACUGCGGUGGUGCUCUCAUAAACGAUCGCUACGUACUAACUGCUGGUCAUUGUAUAUUUAAAAUAAAAAAGAAACAUCUAUCUUUAGUCCUAGGAUUGCACGAUAUUCGAAAAAUCAAGAGUGGCUUAACAAUAAAACCAGCUGAGAUGAUUCUACACGAGGACUUUCAUAGUGACGUAUUGCAUGAUUUUAACGAUAUUGCUCUUAUUAAGUUGUCGCAUUCAGUUGAGUUCACAGACAAUAUUAAGCCAGUGUGUUUGCCAACGCCCGGAUCGAAUUAUGAAGGACAUCAAGUUAAGGUAUCAGGUUGGGGACGAAUAAAAAGUAAUGGAGGAGCAUCGAGAUAUCUAAGACAGGCUAAUUUAAGGAUACUACCUUAUGAUUUGUGUAAACAAACAAAAAUUGGUCCUCAUUUAGAUGAAAAAAUGUUAUGCGCUUAUGCAACGGAUACAGAUGCUUGUCAGGGGGAUAGUGGUGGUCCAUUAAUUUUUCAACGAGACGAUGAAAAAUACGAAACAAUAGGUAUAGUGUCUUGGGGCUUGGGAUGUGCACAAAGAGGAUUCCCAGGAGUUUACGUGAAACUUACAGAUUAUUUAAACUGGAUAUACACACAUACUUCAGAUGCGAUUUAUUGUAUGGAUAAAUAAUUUUAUAUUUUUCAA